This is a messenger RNA of Thermothielavioides terrestris NRRL 8126, 1887 nucleotides long. RefSeq lists its product as uncharacterized. The record is from RefSeq and is a predicted model, not a curated record. The transcript has a single exon. Lineage: Eukaryota; Fungi; Ascomycota; Sordariomycetes; Sordariales; Chaetomiaceae. Bases 1 to 1887 code for a protein of 628 amino acids.
AUGUGCUUUACGGAGCGCAUCUUCUAUCAGUGCGCGCACCGCUCCCUGGCGGUGCUGCGGCUGUGUCCCAUGACGACCGCCGGGCACAACUUUCCGGUCUGUGAGCUCGCGCCGCUCAAGCCCUUCUACGCCGAGACCAUGUGUGCCGCCUGCGAGCGAGAACUGCACUCCCGUUGGGUGCUCAUACGUGAGUGGGAGCACCGCUGGCUCCACGAACGCGGAGCCUGCAGCUGCGAUGUCACUUUCCCGGGAAUCUUGACCACUCCGCGCGUCAUUGGCGAAACCAGCAGCACUGUUGAUGCUUCGGAGAGCUCCAUGGCCACAGGCAAUGCCCAUUCUGCAUCGACCGAGGAAAACAAAGAGUGCUCUGCUCCUAUGGCUGUCACCACGGCCGAGUCUUCCAAGAACGGCCAGCCGAAGGCCGGCGCCCAGCACGCCAUCAACCAGACCGCUACCACCACCGUCGCUGGCAAUGGCCGCAUCCCAGCCAUCUACUCUGAGAAAGUCACGGCCUCUGGCGAGCGCCACGUUGCUGUCCGGGUUCCCAGCCUCUAUGCCCCCGAGUGGCGAGAGGACCACCGCGCUCUGCAUGAGUCUGGAAAAUGCCGCUGCCCGACCACCUUUACCCCUUUCGCACCACAGAUCGGAGACGACGAGCUGACCCCGGCCGAUACGGAAAAUCUGCGCCAUUGGCGAGAACUUGAGACCAGGCGGGCGCAAGAGAAACACGGAGGACGCAGCCACGACGAAGAGACCGCCCGACACAUCGCCGAGAUCGAGAAGGUGUUCGGCAAAUUCACCGCCAUCGGCGGGCCUCCUAGAGUCCCUCCCCUCGUGAGCAUGCCUCCCGUCCCUGGGCUUGGUGCUUUUCAGUUUCGAAAUCGAGGCGCGGGUGUUAGGGGUCAUGGUCAGGGGAACAACCGCAACAACAACAAUAACCACCCCAAUCGUCGCUUUGAAAAAGGGGCCGGCCGGCCGCACUUCCAGAACCAGCCGGCGCACAACACCCAGCAGGCCCAAGGCUACACUCCCCAGCAGCCCCAAGUCUACAACCCCCAGCAGCCCCACGGCGGCCAAGUUGUGCUUGCCUCGCAGGCCCCGACACCGUACGGCGCUCCCCCUCCCAGAGGCCCUCACCAGUUCGGCGCGGCGCCCACAUACCCCCUGAACACCUGGUACCCGCCCCCCCAUCAGCCGCACUACUUCACCGCGGCUUACCCGGCCUACACGAGCCCGGCGACGUACACCAACACCAUCCCGGAGGGCGCAUACCGCUGGGAAACGCCGCGCGGAGCUAGUGAGGCAGACAUGCUCGCGCGCGAGCGGGGUCUCGGCCCGUACCGGCGCGGCGGCUUCAUCUACCCCGACACGAACCAGCCGGUGCCGGCGCCGGCACCCAGACCCCAGAGCCGGGGUCCAACUGGCCCGGUCCCGGUCCCGGUUCGCCAUCGUCUUCCUGCUCCCUCGCAGGUUCAGGCUCAGUCGCAAGAGGCCAAGACCAGCGACAACAACAACAACAAGGGCAAUGCCAAGGCCACCCUGCCGCCCGAGGACAUUCCCAUCUGCGGCCUCCCCAUCGGCGCCGGACCCGAGGGCGAGAACCAGAUGCCGAGCUGGGAGGGCUGCGCGCUGCGGAACCCGCGGACCAUCGACGCCGUCACCGCCUCAGCCAAGAAGGAGGACGAAGCCGAAACCCAGGCCGCGGCUGGAGCUCAAGCCGAAGUUGAAGCAGAGAAGUGCGAGGAGGACAAGAAGGGCGAUGACCAGGGCCACGAUGAGGGCGACGACCAAAUUGAGCAGGGUGAGCAGGACAAGGGCAACGGCGACGACAACGAGGAGUCCUCGCCGCGCCCCCUGCCGCAGCGGCGCCAUUCGGCUUCGACUUGA